AUGGCACGAGCUCCACUCCUAAACCGAUGUGGUAAAUCUGUACUAGCAGUCGGCAAAGACUUGUUGGGAACCAGAGAGUUGUCCGGUAUAGAUGGCGGUUGGAAACGGUUUACUUUUGCAUCAACCUCAACAAAUUCAGGAAUUGCUAUCAUCAGCUGCAGACCAUUUAGUUGGUGGCGUACGAUCACCGUCACAUCAGCAAGGCACACCACAAACCAUAUGACGCGCACUCAAGCGCUGCCAGUCUCCAAGUCACCACGGUUGUUACUUGGUCCAACUCGUUACAACAAGGCACACUCCGUCUCAUCAUGGAUGUCGGUCUUUGAAAGACCUUUCAGUAGCGAUUCUGGAUCAGAUCGAGGUCGAUCGGAACUAGCAGAUGACCCCGAAGACAGUCGAGCAGCAGAACGGCCGCUGGGACCGAUAGAAGGUCGCUUGGCUAUUGGUUUCACGUGUAAAAUCUGCCAGACCCGCUGUACAAAGACAUUUUCAAAGCUGUCAUAUAAAAAAGGUGUAGUAAUCGUCCGGUGUGAUGGCUGCGGCAGCAACCAUUUGAUAGCCGACAAUCUGGGGUGGUUCUCUGACGUCCAGGGAAGAAACGUAGAAGAAAUCUUGGCUUCAAAAGGAGAGACUGUGAAAAAGCUGUCAGUGGAGGGACUUUUGGACGUGUCAUUGGGCGAUCGUGACUUGAAAGACGGGGAUUGAGAAAUAAACUGUAGUGGGGUGAAAGAUGAGGGGCAUGGGGUGGGUGAGAAAUAAACUAUCGUGAGGUGAAAGACGGGGAGUGAGAAAUAACCUGUCGUGGGGUCUAAGACAGGUAAUGAGAAAUAAACUGUCGUCGGGUGAAAGACGGGGAGUGAGAAAUAAGCUGUUGUGGGAUGAAAGACGGGGAGUGAGAAAUAAACUAUCGUGGGGUGAAAGUUGGUGAGUAAAAAAUGAACUGCCGUGAUGUGAAAGAUGGUGAGUAAAAAAUAAACUAUCGUGGGGUGAAAUUCGGUGAGUAAGAAAUAAACUAUCAUGAGGUGAAGGAUGGGAAGUGAGUAAUAAUGUUUUGUUGGCUGAAAGACGGGGAGUGAGAAAUAAACUGUCGUGAGGUGAAAGACAGGGAGUGAGAAAUAAACUGUCGUGGGGUGAAAGACGAGGAGUGUGAAAUAAAUUGUCGUGGGAUGAAAGACGAGGAGUGAGAAAUAAACUGUCGUGGGUUGAAAGACGGGGAGUGAGAAAUAAACUAUCGUGGGGUGAAAGACAGGGAAUGAGAAAUAAACUGUCGUGGGAUGAAAGAUGGGUAGUGAGAAAUGAACUGUCGUUGGGCGAAAGACGAGGAGUGAGAAAUAAACUACCGUGGGAUGAAAGACGGGGAGUGAGAAAUAAACUAUUGUAAGUUGAAGGA
Molecule: messenger RNA, 1390 nt
Organism: Liolophura sinensis
Lineage: Eukaryota; Metazoa; Mollusca; Polyplacophora; Chitonida; Chitonidae
Exons: 2
Coding region: 1-705 (234 amino acids)
Biological process (GO): protein stabilization; protein import into mitochondrial matrix; protein folding
Cellular component (GO): mitochondrion
Molecular function (GO): protein-folding chaperone binding; zinc ion binding
Source: RefSeq, a predicted model, not a curated record